This is a messenger RNA of Nakaseomyces glabratus, 1158 nucleotides long. RefSeq lists its product as uncharacterized. The record is from RefSeq and is a predicted model, not a curated record. Lineage: Eukaryota; Fungi; Ascomycota; Saccharomycetes; Saccharomycetales; Saccharomycetaceae.
AUGUUCAAGUUUAAUUUGGAGUCGAUAACGCAAUCUAUCUCAGAAGGUACGCAGUCUCUAGUACAGCAAUUCAAUGACCCCAAGACCAAACUAUCGAUUAAGGCCAAGACUAGGUUCUUGCAGGAGGCUAUUGGCAAUGAAAGGGAUAUCAGUAAGCUACCGCCACAGUACGUUGUGCUCGAGAAGAAGUGUGACUCUAUCGAGAAAGUCUUGAAGCGAAUCCUGAUAGUGACAAAGACGUAUGAAAUUGAAGGGUAUGACUAUCCACCAAACAUAUCCGAGUCUUUGUCCAGCUGGUGGCAGACAAAAGAAUGGUUCAACAUAAGUGAAUUGACAAAGAACGUUAUUCCAAAACAUGGCAAUGUGGAGAAGGCUGGAACAGAAGCAUCAAAAACUCUAACCGACAAAGAAGUCUCACAUGAGGGUCCUCCUAGUUUUGCCUCUGCUAUUGCGAGGGCAGGAAAGGAUUCACAACUAAUAUUUGAAUCUAUUGAAACAAAGGACGAAGAUGAAAAGGAGGACAUUGAUGAAUUGGUCAAGAUAUUCAAGAUAUGGAGCGACUGCUUCUAUGAGAUAAGUGACAGUAAGACAGAGAUGGAUCAAAUGAUGAUUAAGGAGUUUAAUGUAAAACUUGAAGACUAUUUGCAGAAAAAUUUCCAAAAAAUUCAUACUCUUCGGGCUAAAGUAGAAGAAUCAAGACUAAAUUUCGACACUAUGCGAUAUGAAGUAGCACAAACAUCAAAACAGACUGAUUCAAAAGAACUAGGUAAUGAAGACGAAACUAAACCAUCCUCGAUGGAUGCAAAUAAGACUAACACUGAAGAAAAAGAAGCAGCGAAUGAUAAGGUUGAAACAAAGGAAAAAACUGAAACAAAUGCAACAAUUGCUGAUGAGACCAAGGAGACCAAGGAUACCAAGGACAGUGAGGACUUGAAGGAGGAUAGUAAGACUUCUACUGAUGGCCAAUUGCUAGAACAACUGGAAGAUGAAUUUGUAUCUAAUACUACCGAGGCUGUAGAAGUGAUGACUGAGGUAUCGGAGAAUUCAGAAUUGCUGAGCCUCAUUAAGUUAUUUCAAACUUUCCAAUUAUCUUAUCAUCAACAUUGUGUAAAAAGUUUAGAACAGAGCCUCAAAGAUUUAAAUGCUAUCGAUAAUUGA